Molecule: messenger RNA, 2916 nt
Organism: Siniperca chuatsi (mandarin fish)
Lineage: Eukaryota; Metazoa; Chordata; Actinopteri; Centrarchiformes; Sinipercidae
Gene: scdb
Product: stearoyl-CoA desaturase b
Exons: 6
Coding region: 285-1289 (334 amino acids)
Biological process (GO): response to fatty acid; unsaturated fatty acid biosynthetic process
Cellular component (GO): endoplasmic reticulum membrane
Molecular function (GO): palmitoyl-CoA 9-desaturase activity; stearoyl-CoA 9-desaturase activity; iron ion binding
Source: RefSeq, a predicted model, not a curated record
UCCUGAUGGUAUCUAUGAUGGUGAAAAAACGGAGGGUUGUAUACAGGAUGUUAAGUAAACAGCCAAUGGGAUAUUCAGAGCCUGUGGCAUCAAUUUCCUCAUCCACCGAUUGCUUUAAAACGACCUCGGAAUAGGCAAUGAGAGGACUUCAGUAACCGGGGAUCAACGCAGUGUCAAGUGUUGCCUUUAUUUUUUCAUCUUUACCACCUGCGCCCGGAUCUCCUGCAGCUUUGAUACCUUCCUCUGUGGUGAGAAGCGGAGAGCACACGAACCACUUCAGCAAAAUGACAGAAACGGAAACCAGGAAUAAUCACGCUGGCAAGCAACAGAACGGAGGUGCCAUGGCAGAGGCAUCGACGGUGGAGGAUGUUUUUGACGACACCUAUAAAGAGAAAGAGGGUCCCAAACCGCCAAGGAUGCUGGUGUGGAGAAAUAUCAUAAUGAUGACUCUCCUACAUGUCGGUGGGCUUUACGGACUGAUUCUCCUUCCCUCCGCAUCGGUCCCAACUCUUGCAUGGACUGCCGUGUGCUACCUCAUCAGUGCUCUCGGUGUGACUGCUGGUGCACACAGAUUAUGGAGCCACAGAUCCUAUAAGGCUUCUUAUCCCCUGCGAGUCUUCCUCGCUCUCGCCAACUCCAUGGCCUUUCAGAAUGACAUAUAUGAGUGGGCGAGGGACCACCGUGUCCACCACAAGUAUUCCGAGACGGAUGCAGACCCCCACAAUGCCACGCGGGGGUUCUUCUUCGCCCACAUUGGUUGGCUGCUGGUUCGCAAACAUCCCGACGUCAUUGAAAAGGGCAGAAAACUGGAACUGUCAGACCUGAGGGCAGAUAAAGUGGUUAUGUUCCAGAGACGUCACUACAAGCUCUCUGUGGUGAUCUUUUGCUUCCUCGUGCCCAUGUUGGUGCCCUGGUACUUCUGGGGUGAGUCCUUGACUGUGGGAUACUUCGUCCCAGGACUCCUGAGAUACGCCGUGAUGCUCAAUGCCACCUGGCUGGUCAACAGCGCUGCACACAUAUGGGGCAACAGGCCUUAUGACAAGACCAUUAACCCGAGGGAAAACCCACUGGUUGCUUUCACUGCCAUAGGGGAAGGCUUCCACAACUACCAUCACACAUUCCCCUAUGACUACGCCACGAGUGAGUUUGGCUGCAAGCUCAAUCUCACCACUGCCUUUAUAGACUUCAUGUGCUUCCUGGGUUUGGCCAAGGACCUCAAGAGGGUAUCAAAGGAAAUGAUUGUUGCUCGCAUGCAGCGAACGGGUGACAACAGCAACAAAAGUGGCUGAGUCACACUAGGUACAAACGCUACAAUUGAUACCGACGCGUCGAACCAAGACAGAACGUAGCAACAGGGAUAGCAGAAUUUCAGUGAUGGGGGGGUGAUUACCAUGCUUCUGAUUAUAAGUUAAACCUCUUCCUGAGACUAAUAUUUGCUUUUAAAGAGUUGUAGGCCUUUCCAUAAAUUGUGUGGGUCUCUUAAGUUUUGAAGUGUCCUCACCCACUAUUAGCCACAGACAGCGACUUGGCUACAUGUUCAAGCACAGCUUUUUCAUCAUAAUAUAAAACAGGCACGAAGAGAAUGAAAACGGCUAAUUGGGAUUUAAAUCUCUUUUGGCAGCAGUAGGACAACCAAACAAGUCUGUGUGAGCAGUGUGUAAAAGCAGUAAUUACAGAAUAAUUUACUGUAUCUCUUAUUUGUUAAUGUGCUAUUUAUUGAUAGUCUUCAGCACUUUGGAAGCUUUAUUGAAACCCUUAACAGUGAGGUUUCUCUACAGGCAAGCUUGAGGGCCUUUUGCUCUAACUUCUGUCAGUAGUGCUGUGUUUCAUUCCACAGGGAGUGGAGUUUCAUCUUGAUAUUUGUUUGUCUAUGUUAAGCUAAGGUUUUUUUAUUUUUGGUAAGCUAGUAGUCUUACUAAACCAUAAGCUGUCGUGUUCAUGGCCAACACCAAGACAGUCAACACUACUGAACUGCCCUAUUUAUCAUACCAGAGUAACCCUGGCUGAAUACAGUUCAGAUGUGUUAUACUUUGGAAUACUUUCACACCUACUGUCUCCAACUGUCCAAGGGGCUCUUAAUGAGGAUUAAGUUCUCUGGUGUAACUCAGUGUAUACUGCUGGUUAAGUAGUGAAGCCUCCAGACUUCAUUAUUAACCCUUUUAAUGUAGAUGCCUCUGGACUGAAAUAUAGAACCAGAAUUCUCACUCCUAAUCUGAAAAGAGAGAAUAAUUAGCAUUUAUUUUGUAAUAAUUUGAAAUAUAUAUGUGUAUAUAUAUAUAUAUAUAUAUAUAUAUAUAUAUCUCUCACUCAGAUUUAAGGUCUCCCUCUCCCUCAGAUAAGGCCAUGUGUAGGAGGUGCAUUUACCUUUCGUGCUGUGUGAUAUUACUGAAAUGUGUCAGGACUCUUGCCCAAAUGCCUUAUGAGGGUUGCACACCUGUUUAAAAAAAUUAUAAGUGCAAGUUAUGGAACUUAAUUAGGGCUUAAAUUUUCUGUCUAAUCACAGUUGUUGUGGUGUCUGUCUGUUUUUAAGGAACACUUCAAAAAUUGAAAUAUCUUAUUUAUAAUGAAAAAGAGGGACCAUUCAACAAAUCCUUACAUUUAUGGGUUACUAUGAUUUCACUUUUGUGUAACCAAACAAAUACUUUGCGCUGAAACAAGAUCCAAACUUAUAUCAUUAAUGAUACCGUCGUAGUAUUUGUCACACCCCUCUUUUACAGAGCAACAAUUUUUUACAGUGUUAACUUCUUGAAGUUUGAAUGCCUUAAAAAAUGGCACAUUUUUUCAAAGAAUGUUUUUGCCCACUGUAUGUACCGUAAAUAAACCAAAUUUUCUACUUGUGACAAAUUAUGUUUUGCUGUUUUGUUGGAAUUCUGUAAUACUCCUUAUUCAUAUACUGAAUAAAAAAAUAUGACCAUA